UAAGUCAUUGAAUGAUACCCAAAUAGAAUUUGAGGCAACAAAGACAAGAAGAAGAUGGAGAGGGAAACAGACCCUUCCACGUGCAGGGCCAGCUGCUUUACAACCACUGUUCCACUCCUCUUGUCCCCAUGUAAUACUUUCUUCUUCUUCUUCUUCUUCUUCUUCUUCUUCUCUCUUUCUCUCUCGCUAGACUCUAAACUCAAUCCCGAGUUACUCUUAACUUGGAGAGAGAGAGAGAGAGAUGCUAAGUCAUUGUAUGAUACCCAAAUGGAAUUUGAGGCAACAAAGACAAGAAGAAGAUGAAGGAGAGGGAAACAGACCCUUCCACGUGCAGGGCCAGCUGCUUCACAACCACAGUUCCACUCCUCUUGUCCCGAUGUCCAAUUGGAGAGUUGCAGAGGCUAUGCAUGGGCUGGGAGUGGGCGACACACUGGACUCCACUGUCAAUCAAGCCACAUGGCACAGUGGAAUCCCAAAUCUAGCACUGCAAGCUCAACAAACCCAAGCUCCGCCUGGCAUGAGUUCCACGGGAAAGUGGGGCACCACCUCGGAGGUCGUGCGCUCAACCUCGAGCUCGAGCCUCACAAAGAAGAGGGCUAGACCGGAGUCCGAUCAACAGACAGAAAACAGUACUUGUUUCCAUUCCUCAGCUCUGAGCUUCAAGACGAGAAUCACUGAGGAGGAUUCAGCUUGCCAUGGUGGAUCGGAAAACCUAGAAGAUGAAGGAGAAACCAAAGGAGAGAUCAUAGGCCGCUCUCACUCCAAACGGCGAGGCCGAGCUGCUGCAAUAAGGAGGCGUCGAGAUAGGAUAAACCAGAGAAUGAAAGCACUGCAGAAGCUGGUCCCAAAUGCAAGUAAGGCUGAUAAAGUAUCAAUGCUGGACGAGGUAAUUGAGUACUUGAAGCAACUACAAGCGCAAGUUAAGAUGAUGAGUGCCAGAAACAUGUCCCAGAUGACGACGACGAUGAUGAUGCCUCCUCUUCUUCAGAUGCAGCAGCUACACCUUCAAAUGUCGCUGCUAGCGAGAAUGAGAAUGAGAAUAGGAAUAGGAAUUGGGCUCGGGAUGCUCAACAUGAGCACCGUGGCACGUUUUGCAUCUCGGCCGCCACUCGUCUGUCGGCCCUCGAUCAGCGCUCAUGCUACAACGGCGCCGGCGCCUCCGGCAAUUCCCAACCAUGGCGAGCCUCGAAAAGCUCUGGAUGCAACUAUCAACAACUCAACACCCUUCAUGAAUCCUUAUUGCUCGUUCCUACCACAAGUACGUGAAAUUAUACACAUUAAUUGCUUUCGAGUUGGCAAACUGAAAUCAUCUUCAACUUAUAUAUAUGUUCCAAAUUAGGAAUUAUUUUUAAAAAUAAAAUAGAUUAUACACAGAACCCUUAAGAUUUGAUAAAAUAACAUGGACACCCCUGAUAAUAAAUUUAUGAAUAUGACGUAAACAUCUUCACAUUUUAUUCCCCAUCCCUUUAUCCUCCUUUUUUGUGCAGUAUAUUGGAUAGAAUAUAAUAGUUUGUUGAUCUUUUUGUCUUUAUAUUUAUACUUCGGAAAUUAUUAAACUAUCGUCAAACUAUAAAAAAUUAGAUUGAUAGAUAAUUGAAUUUCAAUUAAUUUAUCAUACAGAAGAAAAGAAUAACGAUAUUUUUAUCAUGCUAAAAUUUUUAAAAUCUAUAAAAUAAUGAUAAGAAAAAAAGUGUAGUUAAAAUGGUAAGAGUCAUGAAAAGUCCUGUCAUCUCUCAAAUAUCAAGAAUGUUCUUAUUUUGUUAAUAAACUUUAGAAGUGUUAAAAGUGCAAAGACUAUGUGAUAAGCCAAGGGAGUCUUCCAUAACUAUUUUUAACACGUCUAUGUAUAGGGGAAGUUGAAGUAGAGCAGGCCACAUGUGACUCUUUUGAAGUCUAUCCAUGCAUCCAUUGAGAACUAAUUUUGGUACACCAAUUGAAAAUGAUUUGAUAUUACCUUGCGUUUUAUAUAUAUGCUUAAAUUACUAUAUAUAUUCAUGCCAGUACUAAUUAAAUAUUGUUAGUUGCAGUCUGUGAACAACGACCUUUGCAACAAAAUGAGAGCAAUCUACUGGCGACCAAUCAAUCAGACAGCAGGUAGCACUUUGUUACCUUGGAGCCAUGUUCAAGGGGGAUGAGGACCUUACAAUUGUUGCGGGCGUGCAAGGAGGUUGGACUUGGUCAAAGGGAAUCUAUUAGUUGGUCCACGAGUUGUUCGGGGCCUUAUUUAUUUGUUGCUUUAGUUCCUAUUUUCUAGCUAAUAAUUUGGCCACUUUGCCACUAUUUUAGGAGAAGUGGUUAUUCUAUUUAUUAUUUAAUCUUAGGAGAAGUGGUUAUUCUAUUUAUCUAUUUGUUCGGAGCCUUAUCUAUUUGUUGCUUUAGUUCCUAUUUUCUAGCUAAUAAUUUGGCCACUUCCUCACUGUUUUAGGAGAAGUGGGUAUUCUAUUUAUUCCUCACUAUAACUGGAAAUUAUGCAGAAUAAUAAUCAAAUUUCCUUCCCACA
Molecule: messenger RNA, 2500 nt
Organism: Diospyros lotus (date-plum)
Lineage: Eukaryota; Viridiplantae; Streptophyta; Magnoliopsida; Ericales; Ebenaceae
Product: transcription factor UNE10-like
Exons: 5
Coding region: 242-1339 (365 amino acids)
Cellular component (GO): nucleus
Molecular function (GO): protein dimerization activity
Source: RefSeq, a predicted model, not a curated record